This is a messenger RNA of Daphnia pulex (common water flea), 3488 nucleotides long. Its product is annotated as moesin/ezrin/radixin homolog 1-like. Gene Ontology annotation, cellular component: apical part of cell; adherens junction; cytoskeleton. The record is from RefSeq and is a predicted model, not a curated record. The transcript has 10 exons. The coding region runs from base 279 to 2018 and encodes 579 amino acids. NCBI's taxonomy places the organism in Eukaryota, Metazoa, Arthropoda, Branchiopoda, Diplostraca, Daphniidae. Gene Ontology annotation, molecular function: cell adhesion molecule binding; actin binding. Gene Ontology annotation, biological process: positive regulation of protein localization to early endosome; regulation of cell shape; positive regulation of early endosome to late endosome transport.
CUAAGCUAUUGGUAGCCAUAUUGCAGAAGAGCGAAGAGGGGAGGUAUACUGAGGGCCAACAACGGUCGAGAGCCGCCGCCGAUUCAGUGCGUUAUAAGUGGCUGUCACCCGAGAGAGUGGUUUUCACGUAUACGCAACAGGUUCUCCGUGCGUAUUGUUCGCGCGAGCGUGAGUCUGCAGAAGAAGAAGAAGUAAAAGCCCGGCUUUCAACUCUUCCAACAAGAGUCAGAGGAGAGAAAAAGCUUGAAACAGCCCAAGAGCAAACAAGAUCAUCCAACAUGCCGAAAUCGGUCAAUGUUCGGGUGACGACGAUGGACGCCGAGCUGGAAUUUGCCAUCCAGCCGACGACAACGGGCAAACAGCUGUUUGACCAAGUUGUCAAGACAAUCGGUCUCCGCGAAAUCUGGUUCUUUGGACUCCAGUAUACCGACAGCAAGAGUUAUUCUACGUGGCUGAAGCUCAACAAGAAGGUGCUGAAUCAAGAUGUCAAGAAGGAGAGUCCGCUGCAGUUCAAAUUCAGGGCCAAGUUCUACCCGGAAGAUGUGGCUGAGGAAUUGAUUCAAGACAUUACGGUGCGGCUCUUUUACCUGCAGGUCAAGAAUGCCAUCUUGACGGACGACAUUUAUUGCCCGCCCGAGACGUCGGUCCUACUCGCCUCGUAUGCCGUCCAGGCCAAAUACGGCGAUCACGAUAAGGAACUACACUCUUCCGGUUACCUGGCCAACGACCGCCUUCUUCCGCAACGAGUCAUGGAUCAGCACAAUCUGACGCGGGAGCAGUGGGAGGAGCGCAUCUCCACCUGGCAUGCGGAACACGGAGGAAUGCUCAGGGAGGAUGCCAUGAUGGAAUAUCUGAAAGUGGCUCAAGAUCUGGAAAUGUACGGUGUCAAUUAUUUCGAGAUCAAGAACAAGAAGGGCACUCAGCUCUGGCUCGGCGUUGACGCUCUCGGACUCAACAUCUACGAAAAAGAUGACAAAUUGACUCCGAAGAUUGGGUUCCCUUGGUCAGAGAUCCGCAACAUUUCUUUCAACGAUCGUAAAUUUGUGAUCAAACCUAUCGACAAGAAAGCUCCGGAUUUCGUCUUUUUCGCGCCUCGCUUGCGCAUCAACAAGCGAAUCUUGGCCCUGUGCAUGGGCAACCACGAGCUCUACAUGCGCCGACGCAAGCCGGACACGAUUGAAGUGCAGCAGAUGAAGGCCCAGGCCCAGGAGGAGCGCCGAUCGAAGAUGAAGGAGCGCGAGAAGUUGCAGCGAGAAAUCCAGGCUCGUGAAAUGGCUGAGCGCAAGCAGCAAGAGUACGCCGACCGGCUCAAGUCGAUGCAGGAAGAGAUGGAGCGCCGGCAGCGCGAGCUGCUGGAAGCCCAGGAGACGAUCCGUCGCCUCGAGGAGCAACUCCGUCAAUUGCAAAAGGCCAAGGAAGAGCUUGAAGUGUCGCAGAAGGAGCUGCACAACAUGAUGAAGCGGCUGGAGGAGGCCAAGGAGAUGGAGAUGGCCGAGAAAAUUAAGCUGGAGGAAGAGAUCCGCGCCAAACAGGUCGAGGUCCAGCGCAUCGCCGAGGAGGUUCAACGCAAGGACGACGAGACUCGUCGUCUCCAGGAAGAGGUGGAAGAUGCUCGAAGGAGGCAAGAAGAGGCUGCAGCGGCCCUUAUUGCCGCCACGACUACCCCACAGCAUCAACACGUCAACGAAGGCGAUCACGACGAAGGGGAGGAUGAGGAUGAAGAUACACCCAACGGUGACAUCAGCGCGGGCAAUGAUUUGAUAUCGGAGAGCGACAUCAACUCGAUCCGCGAUCCAGUUGAAGACCGCCUCACUUUGGCCGAGAAGAACGAACGUCUCCAGAAUCAAUUGAAGAUGUUGAAGAAGGAUUUGGCCGGCACCAAGGACGAGACCAAAGAGACGGCCAUGGAUAGGUUGCAUAAAGAGAAUGUCAAGCAGGGUCGCGACAAGUACAAGACGCUACGGGAGAUCCGCAAAGGCAACACCAAACGGCGUGUCGAUCAGUUUGAAAACAUGUAAAACUCUUGCGACAAACCACAAAAACGACACGCCACUUUUAAUCAUUGGCUCUUGUCUUUUGUUGUUGAAUGUUUUCAUUGUGGGUUUUGUUUGUUUCAUUUUUUUUUCCUUUCCUGAUUCUUCUCCCCCCCUGGGUUCGAGGAGAGUGCUUUCUUUAUCAAUUCAUCCCGGCGCAAAAUGGAUGGGACAAACAAACAUAAAAAUAAGGGGGACAAAAAAACAAAAGUUAAAAGGCAAUUUUCUUACGAAGGAGAAGAAGCUUCCAUAUUGUUACGAAACAAAAAUCAGAUUUUUCUUGUCGCUGUUUGGGGUGCUUCUAUUCGUUUGACCCCGCAACAACACCAGAGAAGAUAAAAAUAGUAAAAAGGGGGGGACGACGUUACACACAUUCGAUUCGACCUGGUGUUAACAACAUAUAUUAUGCCUUAAACCCAUUAAAGUGUUUUUUCUCUCUCUCUCUCUCCUUUGGUCUUAUCCUCUCAUCCUUACACACACACACACACAACCACCAUCGUUUGUUAUCUGCUAUUGUUUAUAAUCCCCUCAUCAAAUUUUUUUUUUGUACUAGACCUUUUUCUUCCCUAUAACUCUCUGCAAAAGAAAAAACAUUUAAAUCAUGUUUGUGCCUGGACGAAUGCACCAAUCGCGCGCCUUCCAAUCGAAAGAGAAAAAGAAAACAAGUGGCUUACUUAAAAAACAAAAAAAUUUCCUCCAUUUUGAAAAAUAUUUGAAUUUUUCUUUAAUUUUAUUUUGUGGGGUUGAAACUUGAAAAAUCGAAUUAUGGAACAAAAUUUCCGGCAUCUAUAAAAAGAGAAAAGAUGGGAAAGAUAGCAAAACCGUGCUUGGAUCAUUGUAAUGCGUGUUCCUUCUUCCCCGUGUUGAAUAUAAUGGUCUUGCUGCAUUCCGUUUGAAGAAAAAGCAAAUAUGAUGAAUGGCUGUUGACGUUCUCUUAUAUUUCCCCGCCCAUCUUCCAUCUCUUUUUCCAUUUUUGUUAUUCCCUCUUUUUUCUACUUCUCCAUUUUGUCUUCAUUUUUUUUCCAUUUGCUUUUUUUCUGUUUUCAUCGUCCUUUUUUUUUGAAUUUUUUUUUGAGCCCAGUAAAUGAAUAAAACGAAAACAAAUAAUACAAAAAAAAAUAAUUUGCUCUACUGUGGAUAUUGAUUGAUUAAAUCUAUCGGUGUAGGGAUUUUUGAUUUUUAUCUAUGUGUCUGUCAAGUAAGUCACGUAUGCCGAAGGUCGUUUUUCUUUGUUAGCAGACGAAAUUGGCGGUAUCAAAAGACUUAUUACAAGUUUAGUAGUCGUGUGUUUGGAAUUUAUGAUGCUGGGUUCAAGUGAUAAAAACGUUGCAGUUCCUGCUUAGAUCGAAACCGGAUGUUUCACAACCACAGCAUUCGAGCACGUGGUGUGAACAACAAAGAGGCGGAGUAGUGUGAUGGAGGCCAAUAGUACAAGAUAAAUAUGCAGAUGAAAGA